Pteropus alecto (black flying fox) is the source of this 8391-nucleotide messenger RNA. It is a transcript of the gene DOCK11, whose product is annotated as dedicator of cytokinesis 11. Gene Ontology annotation, biological process: positive regulation of filopodium assembly; small GTPase-mediated signal transduction; marginal zone B cell differentiation. The transcript is spliced from 53 exons. Lineage: Eukaryota; Metazoa; Chordata; Mammalia; Chiroptera; Pteropodidae. Gene Ontology annotation, molecular function: guanyl-nucleotide exchange factor activity. Bases 94 to 6162 code for a protein of 2022 amino acids. The record is from RefSeq and is a predicted model, not a curated record.
GAGAAGACCAAAGUUGUUGAGCCCUUGGACUAUGAGAAUGUUAUCACCCAAAGAAAAACCCAGAUUUACAGUGAUCCCCUCAGAGACCUGCUUAUGUUUCCAAUGGAAGAUAUAUCCAUCUCGGUGAUAAGUCGUCAACGCAGAACAGUACAAUCCACUGUACCAGAAGACGCUGAGAAAAGGGCCCAGAGUUUGUUUGUCAAAGAGUGUAUUAAAACCUACAGCACAGAUUGGCAUGUGGUAAACUACAAGUAUGAAGAUUUCUCUGGGGACUUUCGGAUGUUGCCAUGCAAAUCUCUGAGACCAGAAAAGAUUCCCAGUCAUGUGUUUGAAAUUGAUGAGGACUGUGAAAAAGAUGAGGAUUCAUCUUCUUUAUGUUCUCAGAAGGGUGGUGUGAUAAAACAAGGCUGGUUGCAUAAAGCGAAUGUAAAUAGCACCAUCACGGUUACCAUGAAGGUAUUCAAAAGACGGUAUUUUUACUUAACUCAACUUCCUGAUGGUUCAUAUAUUCUCAAUUCCUAUAAAGAUGAGAAAAAUUCAAAAGAAUCUAAAGGUUGCAUCUACUUGGAUGCCUGCAUUGAUGUUGUUCAGUGCCCCAAAAUGCGUCGUCAUGCUUUUGAACUCAAGAUGUUAGAUAAGUACAGCCAUUAUCUGGCUGCUGAAACUGAGCAGGAGAUGGAGGAAUGGUUGAUAACUUUGAAAAAAAUUAUUCAGAUCAAUACCGACAGUUUAGUGCAAGAGAAAAAGGAGACAGUAGAAACAGCACAAGAUGAUGAAACUAGCAGCCAAGGAAAAGCCGAGAACAUCAUGGCCAGUUUGGAAAGGAGCAUGCAUCCGGAACUGAUGAAGUAUGGAAGAGAAACUGAACAGCUGAACAAACUCAGUAGAGGAGAUGGAAGACAAAACCUCUUUUCUUUUGAUUCGGAAGUUCAGAGGUUGGACUUCUCAGGAAUUGAACCUGAUAUAAAGCCAUUUGAAGAAAAGUGCAAUAAACGUUUCCUGGUAAAUUGCCAUGAUUUAACUUUCAAUAUCUUGGGUCAAGUUGGAGACAAUGCAAAAGGACCACCCACAAACGUCGAACCAUUUUUUAUCAAUCUUGCCUUAUUUGAUAUAAAGAACAAUUGUAAGAUUUCAGCUGACUUCCACAUAGACCUGAAUCCUCCAUCUGUCCGCGAAAUGCUGUGGGGCACUUCAACCCAACUGGCCGGUGAUGGAAAUGCAAAAUGCUCUUCACCCGAGUCUUUCAUUCACGGAAUUGCUGAAUCUCAUUUACGCUACAUAAAACAGGGAAUUUUCUCAGUGACGAAUCCACAUCCUGAAAUUUUUCUUGUUGCUCGAAUUGAAAAGGUGCUCCAGGGAAACAUUACGCACUGUGCAGAGCCCUACAUCAAAAAUUCAGAUCCAGCAAAGACAGCCCAGAAGGUGUACAGGACAGCUAAGCAAGUGUGCAGCCGCCUUGGACAAUACAGAAUGCCCUUUGCCUGGGCUGCCAGACCAAUUUUCAAAGAUAUUCAAGGCUCUCUGGAUCUGGAUGGGAGAUUUUCUCCUUUGUAUAAACAAGACAGUAGCAAGCUUUCAAAUGAAGACAUUCUCAAGUUCCUCUCAGAAUACAAGAAGCCAGAGAAGACCAAAUUGCAGAUUAUUCCUGGGCACCUAAACAUCACCAUAGAAUGUGUUCCUGUGGAUUUAUCAAAUUGUAUUACUUCUUCAUAUGUGCCCCUGAAGCCUUUCAAAAAGAAUUGUCAGAAUAUUACUGUGGAGGUUGAAGAGUUUGUUCCAGAAAUGACAAAAUAUUGUUAUCCAUUUACUAUUUACAAAAACCAUCUGUAUGUAUAUCCCUUGCAAUUAAAAUACGACAGCCAGAAAACAUUUGCCAAGGCAAGGAACAUUGCGGUCUGUGUGGAAUUCCGGGAUUCAGAUGAAAGUGAUGCCAGAGCUCUAAAGUGUAUUUAUGGAAAACCUGCAGGGUCUGUUUUCACCACAAAUGCUUAUGUUGUUGUUUCACAUCACAACCAAAAUCCUGAGUUCUAUGAUGAGAUUAAAGUUGAGCUUCCCAUUCACUUGCAUCAAAAACAUCAUUUGCUUUUUACUUUUUAUCAUGUAAGUUGUGAAAUUAACACAAAGGGAACAACCAAAAAGCAGGACACAGUUGAAAUUCCAGUUGGCUUUGCCUGGGUACCUUUGCUGAAGGAUGGCAGAAUCAUCACAUUUGAGCAGCAGCUGCCAGUUUCAGCCAAUCUUCCCCCAGGCUACUUGAACUUGAAUGAUGAAGAAUCAAGAAGGCAGUCUAAUGUGGAUAUAAAGUGGGUAGAUGGUGCAAAGCCUUUGCUGAAGAUUAAAAGCCACUUAGAGUCUACUAUUUACACUCAAGAUCUACAUGUGCACAAAUUCUUCCAUCAUUGCCAGCUGAUUCAGUCAGGCUCAAAAGAAGUUCCAGGAGAGCUCAUUAAAUAUUUAAAGUGUUUGCAUGCUAUGGAGAUCCAAGUCAUGAUACAGUUUCUACCUGUGAUUCUUAUGCAACUCUUCCGAGUUCUCACAAAUAUGACCCAUGAAGAUGACGUUCCUAUCAACUGCACCAUGGUUCUCUUACAUAUUGUAUCAAAGUGCCAUGAAGAAGGCUUGGAUAAUUAUUUAAGAUCCUUCAUAAAGUAUAGCUUCCGACCUGAAAAACCAAGUGCUCCUCAAGCCCAGCUAAUUCAUGAAACUCUGGCUACUACAAUGAUAGCAAUAUUGAAACAGUCUGCAGACUUUUUAGCAAUAAACAAAUUGCUAAAGUACUCAUGGUUUUUCUUUGAAAUUAUUGCAAAGUCUAUGGCCACAUACUUGUUGGAAGAGAAUAAAAUUAAGCUUCCUAGAGGCCAGAGAUUUCCUGAAGCAUAUCAUCAUGUCUUACAUUCCUUGCUUCUUGCAAUAAUUCCCCACGUGACUAUUCGCUAUGCAGAGAUUCCUGAUGAGUCCAGAAAUGUCAAUUAUAGUUUGGCUAGCUUCCUGAAGCGCUGUUUGACACUAAUGGAUAGAGGAUUUGUUUUCAAUUUGAUAAAUGACUAUGUAUCUGGAUUCAGCCCCAAAGAUCCUAAGAUUCUAGCUGAAUAUAAGUUUGAAUUUCUGCAAACAAUUUGCAAUCAUGAACAUUACAUUCCUCUGAAUUUGCCAAUGACUUUUGCAAAACCUAAACUUCAGCGAGUUCAAGAUUUUUUUUCAUUUGCGGUGGACCAUUUGACUUCAGUAGAUUCAAAUCUUGAAUACAGUUUAUCAGAUGAGUAUUGCAAACAUCACUUCUUGGUUGGUCUACUUCUGAGGGAAACCUCCAUUGCUCUUCAAGACAAUUAUGAGAUCAGAUAUACAGCUAUCUCUGUCAUAAAGAAUCUUUUGAUAAAACAUGCAUUUGACACUAGAUACCAGCACAAGAACCAGCAAGCCAAAAUAGCACAAUUGUAUCUCCCAUUCAUUGGACUGCUUUUGGAAAAUAUACAGCGAUUAGCAGGUCGAGAUACCUUGUAUUCUUGUGCAGCCAUGCCUCAUUCUGCAUCCAGGGAUGAAUUUGCAUGUGGCUUCACUUCACCUACAAUUAGAGGGAGUCUGAGCACUGACAAAGACACCGCUUAUGGAUCUUUUCAAAAUGGACAUGGAAUUAAGAGAGAAGACUCAAGAGGUUCCCUCAUCCCAGAAGGAGCAACAGGAUUUCUAGAUCAGGGCAGCACUGCUGAAAAUACCCGACAGAGUUCUACAAGGAGCAGUGUAUCCCAGUAUAACCGAUUAGAUCAGUAUGAAAUCAGAAGCCUCCUGAUGUGUUACCUGUAUAUAGUAAAAAUGAUUUCUGAAGAUACUCUCUUAACUUACUGGAAUAAAGUAUCUCCUCAGGAGCUCAUAAACAUUCUCAUACUUCUAGAAGUAUGUUUGUUUCACUUUAGAUAUAUGGGGAAAAGAAACAUAGCAAGGGUACAUGAUGCCUGGUUGUCAAAACACUUUGGAGUAGACCGAAAAUCGCAAACCAUGCCAGCUCUGCGAAACAGAUCAGGAGUAAUGCAGGCCCGGCUCCAGCAUCUUAGUAGCCUGGAAAGUUCAUUUACACUUAAUCACAGUUCUACAACAACUGAAGCAGACAUUUUCCAUCAGGCACUUCUUGAAGGCAAUACUGCCACUGAAGUUUCUCUAACAGUACUAGAUACCAUAUCAUUUUUCACCCAGUGCUUCAAGAGCCAACUUUUGAAUAACGAUGGCCACAACCCAUUAAUGAAAAAAGUAUUUGAUAUUCAUCUUGCUUUUCUUAAGAAUGGACAAUCUGAAGUGUCGCUGAAACAUGUAUUUGCCUCAUUGCGUGCUUUCAUUAGUAAGUUUCCCUCAGCCUUUUUCAAAGGAAGAGUAAACAUGUGUGCCGCAUUUUGCUAUGAGGUUUUAAAGUGCUGCACCUCAAAAAUUAGCUCAACUAGGAAUGAAGCAUCUGCACUUUUGUAUCUUCUGAUGAGAAACAACUUUGAAUAUACCAAAAGGAAAACCUUUUUGAGGACACAUCUGCAGAUAAUAAUUGCUGUAAGCCAGCUGAUAGCUGAUGUAGCACUAAGUGGAGGAUCAAGAUUUCAGGAGUCUUUAUUCAUUAUUAAUAAUUUCGCAAAUAGUGACAGACCGAUGAAGGCAACUGCAUUUCCCACAGAAGUCAAAGACUUGACCAAGAGAAUCCGUACCGUUCUUAUGGCCACUGCUCAAAUGAAGGAACAUGAGAAAGACCCUGAAAUGUUAAUUGAUCUCCAGUAUAGCUUAGCCAAGUCCUAUGCAAGCACCCCAGAGCUCAGGAAAACCUGGCUAGAUAGCAUGGCCAAGAUUCAUGUAAAAAAUGGAGAUUUUUCAGAGGCAGCAAUGUGUUAUGUCCAUGUAGCAGCUUUGGUUGCAGAGUUUCUUCAUCGAAAAAAAUUAUUCCCUAAUGGAUGUUCAGCCUUCAAGAAAAUUACUCCCAAUAUAGAUGAAGAAGGAGCAAUGAAAGAAGAUGCUGGAAUGAUGGAUGUCCAUUAUAGUGAAGAAGUUUUGCUGGAGUUGCUAGAACAAUGUGUGGAUGGCUUAUGGAAAGCAGAACGUUAUGAAGUAAUCUCUGAGAUUUCCAAAUUGAUUAUUCCAAUUUAUGAGAAACGUCGUGAGUUUGAGAAACUUACUCAAGUUUAUAGAACUCUUCAUGGAGCUUACACAAAAAUUCUGGAGGUUAUGCACACAAAAAAAAGACUGUUAGGCACUUUCUUCAGAGUUGCUUUUUAUGGCCAAUCUUUUUUUGAAGAAGAGGAUGGAAAGGAGUACAUCUACAAAGAGCCAAAGCUCACUGGCCUCUCAGAGAUUUCCCUGAGACUUGUUAAACUCUAUGGGGAAAAAUUUGGUACAGAGAAUGUCAAAAUAAUUCAGGAUUCAGACAAGGUAAAUGCCAAAGAGCUUGAUCCAAAAUACGCUCAUAUCCAAGUUACUUAUGUGAAGCCCUACUUCGAUGACAAAGAACUCACAGAAAGAAAGACUGAGUUUGAAAGAAACCAUAAUAUCAACAAGUUUGUUUUUGAGGCUCCUUAUACAUUAACAGGCAAAAAGCAAGGCUGCAUAGAAGAACAGUGCAAACGACGUACAGUCUUGACUACUUCAAACUCAUUUCCGUAUGUGAAGAAGAGGAUCCCUAUAAACUAUGAACAGCAGAUUAAUUUAAAGCCAAUUGAUGUUGCUACGGAUGAAAUAAAAGAUAAAACUGCAGAGCUGCAAAAGCUUUGCUCUUCUGCUGAUGUGGACAUGAUCCAGCUUCAACUUAAAUUGCAGGGCUGUGUUUCAGUGCAGGUAAAUGCUGGUCCAUUAGCAUAUGCAAGGGCUUUCUUAAAUGACAGUCAAGCCAGCAAGUAUCCACCUAAGAAAGUCAGUGAGUUGAAAGACAUGUUUAGGAAAUUCAUACAGGCAUGCAGCAUUGCACUUGAACUAAAUGAGCGGCUAAUUAAAGAGGAUCAAAUUGAGUACCAUGAAGGGCUAAAGUCAAAUUUCAGAGAAAUGGUGAAAGAAUUGUCUGACAUUAUCCAUGAGCAGAUAUUGCAAGAAGACACAAUGCAUUCUCCCUGGAUGAGCAACACAUUACAUGUAUUUUGUGCAAUUAGUGGUACAUCAAGUGACAGAGGCUAUGGUUCCCCAAGAUAUGCUGCUGAAAUAUGAGGACGUGCAGAUGUAAAGUGAACGAGAUUAACCUUUCUCGGGAAUAUUUGGAGCUGUGCAAAUGUUAAAAUUUAAGGAUUUGAUAAACAUGGAGUAUUUUCUUCUGACACCAAAAUGUUCAUGCUUUCAAACAGGGUGCUUACUUAUUUGUAAAUAUUUAAGCAAAUUGGAAGUGCCUGGAAAAUUGCACCACUGUGUUUGGUUUGUACUUUUUUAGGUAAAUCUAUAUACUUGGAAUUAGAGCUCAAAAAGCAUGAAUUCUAAUUGCUUAAUUAUUGCUUACAAUAAUAAUGGUACUAUGUAAAAUUGUAUAAUGGAACACAAUAAAAGGUAAAACUUAUUUGUAAUUAGAAGUGAAGGAAAUAAUACUUUGAACUCAGCAUUUUUCUUGACAGAAAGCUCAAUUCAUUAUCAUACUAAUCCUUGGAGGAAAAAAAUGAUCAAAUUUCCAUAAAACAUGGGUAUUUCAGAUUGGGAAGAUAUUUUGAAAUCUUGCCUAGUAUUCAAAUCUGGGCCAAAGGAAACGAAAGCAUUAUUUAAAAAGGAAAAUUUCUAAAAGUACAUAUAUAAAAAUACCAAACUUCCAGUUUUGAUCUGAUGAUGCCAGAUAAUUGAGUUGAUCUCCUCCAAUAUACAAGACAAGGGAUUGACAUGUGGCGUGAGUUUCCCUAGCAAGCAGCAUUUGUGGCCAGAGCUUCAUCAUCCGACUCUAUCCAUAAAGUAAACAAAGCAUUUCUGAGGAUUUGUAGUCAUUACAUACUAUGCAGUUUGAAAGUUUUACCAACAGGGCUUGAGGUAGGCAUUUGUAGUGAUUACUGUCUUCAGUUCAGUUUAACAAGUAUUUUGAUAGAACUUAAUAGUUGCAGCAUUUCUUGGGUCAGUAUACAUAACCAUCAGAGACUCCGCAACUGCUCGUCAGGGAUUACAUUUCUAACAAUGAAGAAAUCUCAGACUACCUUAAUAAUUCAUGAGAAACCAAGAUGUGAAGAAGUAUUUUAACUUGAAGUAUCUAUAUAAUUUUGGUUGCCUUUCAUGUUAACUUUAAGUUUUAGACUUAUUUCUCUUAUGUAGGUUAGCCUAUUAAAAAAAAAAGACACUGAAAUAUAAAUGGAUUUUAUGGAGCCUUGGCUUUUUAACUACUUUGUGAUCAAGUAAAUCUUAGAGAUUAUGCUCCUCGCUUGGUGAUUUUUUUUCUUUACAUGUCAUUUUUAAGCUUUCAAGGGAGCAUGAAACCAUUUAUUGAAGGUUAAUUUUAUAUUUCAAUAGGGGAUACAGAAAUUUCAGAGGCAGUUUGUAAUUCCUUAAUGUCUUAGAGUAACCUGUAGAGUUAGUUUCACCUUUAAAGUGAAUAUAUUUAGUAUGGAUGUAUAAAGGGCUGUCACCUAGAGUGAGUGCUGCCAUCUGAAAAUGAGGCAUCUUGGGGAAAGUCCAGUGCUCUUUUGUCAGUAAUUAGACCCUAUCACAUCCCAAGCACGGUGUUGUGCACUGUGGGUAAUUUUUAAGUAUAAUAAAUGGCCCUUGCCUUAAAGAACUUGCAAUCUACUUGGGGAGGCAAGAUAUACACAAAAUGAAAUAAUAUAAGAAUUAACAAUAUAAGAGAAGAAAAGUUGUAUAUGAGCAUUGCCAAAUGAAUGACAUUAUCCACAACUUACCACAUUCAAGGAAUGAGAGGUUACUGUAAAUUUUAAUGUUCAGGGAUGGUUUCAUGGACAAAAGUGAGCCUUGAACAGGCUUUCUAAAUGAGAGGGUGUACUGGACAGGCGUAACAUCAUGAGCCAAGAUGCAAAAAGAAUUAGCAGAAGUUCAGAAGGUAACGAGACCAAUUUUGUUCAAGGGAGUGGUAGAUGAUAAAUCUAGAAAGAAAAUGUGGACCUAGAUCUUGGAGGGCCUUAAAUGCCAGGCUAGUAGUGUUUAGACUUUACCCAGUAAGCAUGGGGGGAGCAAGUCAAGGUUUUUAAAGAGAUUACUUGAUCAAAUGUUAUUUUUAGAGAUUUAAUCCUUUAUAUUGCUGCCAGAUGUAUUUAGGCUGAGAGAGAUGAAAAUAUGGAAACCCAUUAGACAGUUACUGCAGUAUUUCAGUUAUGAGUCCACAGACCCCUAGAUAUGAACAAGAAAGGACAAGAGAUAUGUGAUUUGAACAUUGAACUGGGAAUAAAAUUGUGGUAUCAAAUGAAAACAUAAGACUGAGAAUUACCAAUGCUAAAUAAAAUAUAGCUUAAUGAAAACAAA